Messenger RNA from Maniola jurtina (meadow brown), 4823 nucleotides. It is a transcript of the gene Nt5b, whose product is annotated as cytosolic purine 5'-nucleotidase. The transcript has 13 exons. Bases 71 to 1981 code for a protein of 636 amino acids. Gene Ontology annotation, molecular function: 5'-nucleotidase activity. The record is from RefSeq and is a predicted model, not a curated record. NCBI's taxonomy places the organism in Eukaryota, Metazoa, Arthropoda, Insecta, Lepidoptera, Nymphalidae.
GUUUUCUACAUUAGUUUCUUGACUUCUAUAUCGAUCGGACCGUUUUACGUGUGGUUUUACGUUAAUCAAAAUGCCGGACGCAUUCGAAAACGCCUAUCCGCUGUCGCCGUCAUUAACUCCGCAAGAGAUACGGGCGCGCGCCAACUCGGCAACGAAGCGUAAACCUGUGGUGACAUUCGUUGCCGGCGAUGUCACCGUGGAAAUACCUGACAAAUCUGUCGUCGGCAUCGACAAACCGUUAGCAAGAAGUGACAAAACAGACGCGGAGCUGGACAGUUUCGCAGAAUCCCUAAGCACCAUGCACAGCACUUGGUUUGAUAAGAGAGACUUACAGCAUAGAAUAUUUGUCAACAGAUCUCUGCAUUUAGAAAAUGUUAAGUUUUACGGAUUUGACAUGGACUACACACUGGCUGAAUAUAAAUCGCCUCAGUACGAAACUUUAGGAUUUAACUUGACCAAAGAAAGACUGGUAACUAAAGGAUAUCCACAGGAAAUAUUAGAAUUUGAAUAUGAUCCUUCCUUCCCUGUUAGAGGUCUUUGGUUCGAUACAUUAUAUGGCAACCUGUUAAAAGUAGACGCUUAUGGCAACAUUCUAGUCUGUGUACAUGGAUUUGAAUUUUUAAAACACUCGCAAGUUUAUGAAUUGUAUCCAAACAAAUUCUUAACUCUCGACGAGUCUCGAGUAUACGUGUUGAAUACGUUAUUCAAUUUGCCAGAAACCUACCUCAUAGCAUGUCUCAUAGAUUUCUUUACGAAUUCGCCACAAUACACAAGAGGAAAGACUGGUGUACGAUGCGGUGAUUUAGCGAUGUCCUUCAAAUCUAUAUUCCAAGACGUAAGAAAUGCAGUCGACUACGUCCACAUACACGGCGAUUUGAAGAAGAAAACCACGGAAAACUUGGAUUUGUACCUGAAGAAGGACGAUAGGCUACCGAUGUUCCUCUCGAGGAUACGAGAGAGCGGGGCAAAGUUGUUCAUUUUGACCAACAGUGAUUACAACUUUACAGAUAAAAUUAUGAAUUAUCUCUUCGAUUUCCCAUACGGAGCAAAGCCCGGCGAGCCUCACAGAAAUUGGAAAACUUACUUCGACUGGAUCGUAGUAGACGCAAAGAAGCCGUUGUUCUUCGGAGAGGGGACGACGCUACGCCAAGUGGACACGCGUACGGGCGCUUUGAAAAUGGGACAUCAUGUCGGACCUUUGCAUGAAGGACUGGUCUAUUCAGGAGGUUCAUGUGACGUUUUCACCGAGUUAAUAAGCGCGAAAGGCAAAGACGUGCUGUACAUCGGCGACCACAUUUUCGGCGACAUUCUCAAGUCGAAGAAAAUCGGCGGCUGGCGCACCUUCCUCAUCGUGCCCGAGCUGGUGCAGGAGCUGCACGUGUGGACCGACAAGUGCCAGCUGUUCGCGACGCUGCAGAGCCUGGACGUGCAACUCGGCGAUAUGUACAAGGAUCUGGAUUCAAGCACAAAGGAGAAGCCCGAUAUAUCGAAACUGCGCAUGUCGAUCCGCGACGUGACUCACAAGAUGGACCUCGCGUACGGCAUGCUCGGCUCGCUGUUCCGCUCCGGCUCCAGGCAGACUUUCUUCUCUUCGCAGGUGGUGAGGUACGCGGAUCUAUACGCCGCGUCGUUCCUCAACCUGAUGUACUACCCGUUCUGCUACAUGUUCCGCGCGCCCGCCAUGCUCAUGCCGCACGAGUCCACGGUCGCGCACGAGCAGCGGUUCACCGUCGACACGCCCACCAUUGACCGAUCCAGACACCCAAGCACCCAGCGAAUGGUGACGGAGCGCACGUUCGCGGCCGCCAGCCUCGCGGAGGAGGCCGAUGAAGUCGUCCCCUCCGCGCCAGAGACCACGGACGGAAAGGCGGGCGCGGGCGCGUCGGUGCCGCACGCUCGGCCCGAGACACCGCAGCGCCUCACGCACACGCACGACGAGGACUGCUCCGACGACGAGGACGUGUCUAAGGCACACAAGUAGACACAGGGUUCGCCAGACUACAGUCUCGGAUGAUCUAUAUGUAUCGUCAAUUAACAGCUGUUCUUAUAUUAUACGUUACUGAGAUAGGGUCUAAGGAACGUAUCUACAAAAGUUAAAUGGUUGUCGUUUGAUCGUGCGAGAUAAAUAAAUGAUCAGUAUAUUGUUGAUUAUAUUUUAUUGAUUGACUAUAGAUUUUGUUUUCGACAAUCUUGUAAAUACAUAUAUCUAUAAACAUACCAUGAAAAUUGUCUACAAAUUACCGGUGCACAUAAAUUUUAAUUGCAUAAUAUAACAAACAAUGUAUUUCGUAUAAUUUUAUUUCUCUGAACUAAGGUGUAGACAUACUAGAUAUUUUCAAUAACUACGCAAUGUUCAUUGGUGCUUACGCAAAAAAUGAGCAUGCUCAACUUGAACAAUAGAUUACAUUAGUAAGGUUCCAGUACAAUAAACUUAUUAAAUAAAAUUAGAACAUUAGCAACAUGUCAUAUGUUUUGCACAUAAGCUAAUCCUAAAUUCCUAACUAUGUGCCACAUCUUAAAUAUGUAUUAUAAAAUACUUAAUGUUUAUUUGUACGUUCAUGUGUAUGAAUUCGCUUCAACGUUCAUCCGAUUGAGUUGAAACUUUGUACAGUUUGUGUUGGCACUUGCGUUAAUGUGUCUGACAUAGUACCAUCAACGUACAGUAUGUGGCGUGCACCACACGAAAGGCAUUGCAACGCAUGCCAGGCGUUAGGCAAUGGUGAAUAAGUUUAAUUCUUUAGUAUGUUGAUAUGUUAUGUAGAGAUUUCUAGCGAAACUCCUUUUUAGUGUAUCUAUACAUAAUACAUAUACAACAAUUUUCUGAAUCUUGCAAAAUUAAAUAUAAGAGGAAAGUAUAUGGGCUAGUCAAAUAUAGAAAUAACUCGACAGCGCAUUUUUUUUAAACUUCAUUUAUUUUUAUAGAAAAUUAAAAACGAUUAAAAUUAGGCCUUGUCCAGAAGAGCGAAUUUGCCGCGAAUCAUUUCGCGUGAACUCAUAUGCGCGUUAGCGAGGUAAGGACGCGAAAGCAUCGCACGAAUUUUAAAUACGCGUGUAAAUCACGUAUAGCACGCCAGAUUCUCGCCUUACGUGUACAACGCGCGUUGCUCGCGCGAUUCGAGACACUAUACUUUAUCCACGGAAAGAAGUUAGGACUCUCUAUUACGUAAUCCCGUACAACAGCUGACAAAGUGGGAGUUUGUGGGAACAACCAUUUUGAGAGGCCAACCAAUCAUAAACAUGUUUUUAAAAAAACAUCCGUUCUGUGACGACAACAGGCAUUAAAAUUUCGUCAAAACGUGUAAAAAAGAUGUGUGUGUUACGGAAUUCACUAAAACUAAACAAAUAUUAUAGUCGUUUUGAGGCUGGUCAUAAAAGUGAUAUUUAAUAUUUUCGUGAUUGUUAUUCUAUGCAUAGGUUCAUUAAUAUUUCUUUAUUAAUUUUACAUUUUUAUGUUUACAUGUGUAUAUAACUAUGUACCUAAAUAUAAUUUUUCUUAUAUUUUUGUUGUGAAGUAAAAAUGUUUAUAGUUUUGUGGUUCAGUCAACGGUCGUGCAUUUUAUUACUUUAUUUAUCAAAAAUAAUGGCGCUAAUUCGGCUGUCCCCAAAUCUCCAGGUACAAAUUACUAAAUGGGUACAUGUAUAAGAUUAUAUAAUCUGUCUUAUAAAACUAAUGAAAAUCGCGUGGCAUCAAUAAAAUUAUUCUGUAAACAUAUUAACAUUAAAAAUAGUUCUGUUUAAAAUGCUGUUUUCUGCUACGAAAACCUCCAUAACAGAAAACAGGAUUACUGUAUAGAAUUUUAAGCAACAGCAUACGUAAUAACAAUGAAAACAUUAAAGCAAAUAAAGUAUCAGAUACGUUUAUUCCUAGUUAAUCCAAGAAUACACGAGCUAUUUGUCGUCAUUUUCUUUUCACACAGCUUUUAUAAACAGACUAACUAUUUUUAGAUCUGUCAAUUUGUUUAGAAUUUUAUGUACUAUCCAAGUUAGAGCAAUUCUUCUAUUACUUUACUUGAAAUGUAAUUUACUUGAAAAUUAAACACAAUAGGUAUACCUACAACUUCAAGUGAAAGUAGUACCUAAUAAUAUAAGAGCAAAUGCACAAAAUAUAACGGUGUAGAAGCUAGUAUCUGUUUAGUUAUAGUGAAAUUAUAUGAACUAAAGAAGAUUCUUAAGGAUCCUAAGGAAACUAUUCAAAUUGUAAAGCAUAAAACUUAAGAAUUCUCCUAAUUACUUAGUCAUUUCAUAUUGCUGAUUCAGUUAUACACAAUCUCAAAUCUAAAUUGACAUAAUUAUAAAAGUUAUGUUAUUCCUUUAAAACCGUGUUUUUACCAUUUUACCUGCGAGAAAAAGAUGGUUUUAAUUCUGUCAUUCUAAGGUUCAUUUAAGGAGUGUAAAACUGAAUGAGCACCAGUAGGAACACUAUGAAUAGAAGUAGGUAUAGACACGAUGAAAAAGACUUGUAAGGUGCUUGAACCUCGACAUUAUUUUGAAAUAUAAAAGUUUUUAAUUUGGCCAGUACUAGGUUUUGAUUUGGGCCUGUCCAAAUGUUGUUUAAGAGAUCGUAUAGUUUAUUUUUAAACAUUAUUAUAACAUGAUGUUGACUGGAUUACAAUGAGUUUUACUUUUAUUUAGUUUUACGAUUGUAUGGAUGUAGAUGUAAGUAUAGGUACAAAGUAUCACGAAUGUGUCUAAAAUUGAUUAAACUACGUAUAAUGAAAAUGUGAUUGUUAACGUAGUGAUUUUUUAUCGAUUUUUACUCAAUCACACAAAAGAAUGUAGCCGAGAUGAUAAUAUAGAAUGUAAUAAAAAUAACAUAUUAAAUA